Messenger RNA from Brassica napus (rape), 2106 nucleotides. RefSeq lists its product as uncharacterized. The transcript is spliced from 4 exons. Bases 1075 to 1542 code for a protein of 155 amino acids. Lineage: Eukaryota; Viridiplantae; Streptophyta; Magnoliopsida; Brassicales; Brassicaceae. The record is from RefSeq and is a predicted model, not a curated record.
UAUUUGAUUAGGGUUUCAAUUUCGGUUUUGAUUAGAGUUUCGAUUUCGGUUUUGAUCAGGGUUUUGAUUUGGGUUUCAAAUUAGGGUUUCAAAUUAGGGUUUCGAUCUGGGAUUCGAUUUCAAUUUGUUCUGCGAUUUCAAUUAGAGUUUCGAGUUUGUAUUGCGAUUUUGGGUUUUGAUUAGGGUUUCGAUUUGGGUUUUGAUUAGGGUUUCGAUUUGGGGUUCGGUGUUUCUGUUGGUUUCGAGUAGGCUUUUGAUUUUGUAUUUUCAUUUCGGUUUCAAGUUAGGGUUUUGAGUUUUUCAAUCUUAAAGCUUCUUCUGUUUCUCUUUCUGCAGAUGUCAGAAACGUGAGAUCCCAAUUGAGAGCCGCUUCAAUGCCUCCUGCUAGGACUCAUGCUUCUUCUCAACCAACAAGACCUCCUGGAGUGGUCGGCUCUUCAACUUCAUCUGCUGCUCCUCCUCAUCCUCCUCCAACCUAUGCGACGAGAACAGAAGAGGCUCUGCUACGUGCUCCAAUCCGAAUUAAUCAGCCACACCUCCAUCCUGAUAAGAUCAAUGGAGCAUUGUGGAUCGGAGUUGAUCCUGAAGUCUAUCAUGAUUUUAUAAAAGCAACAUGACAGGGAAACUUCUGGGGGGCGUGGCAAAUCUGGUUAAAGGUUCCAGUGGAGAAGAUAACAAGUUGGUGGCACUCAUUCAUUGCAAGUGAUCGUGAACUUCCAUUCCCAUUCCCAUUUCCAUUAUUAAUUACUCCUUAAUAUUUUGCUUCUAAUUAGUUCUCUUCUUUUGUAGCAACAAUACUACUGGGAAGACCCAUUUCAUGAAGAAAUCUACUUCAAAUGGAAGCUUCAGACUCAAGUGACUAUCUGCGGACGCAUCAGCCAGAAAAGACAAAAGAACAAGCAGCCAAGUUACGUCAGUGCGACUGACUGGGAAGCGAUCCUUGUGAAUUGGUCCACAGCUGAAGCAAAAGCCAAGAGCCAAUCAGCAGCUGAAUCUCGUUGUGCUGCUCCUCCAGGGCUGAAGAUGCACGUCCAUGGUGCAGGACCACGCACCUUUGCAAAUAUUGCGUAGAACAUGGUUGUUGAGGAAGGUCUGGAGGGACCAGUUUCAUAUCCCGACCUUGUGAGGAAGACUCACUGCCGUAAAGAUGGGAUCUUCCUUGACGAACGAGCAGAGGCACUGGUUCCGGAGGUUGAGCAAGCGGUUGAAGAGAUGCUACAAGAUGGAUCUCCUCUUAAUGAUAGCCAAACUGAGUCAACGGCUGCCACAAAAACUUCAAAGCGCCUUCUCCUAAACGAAGAAUACAUCAAGCGUGGACAGACACGCAAGGGCACCAUUUAUGGUCUUGGCAAUCUUCAGUACAAGAACAAGCGUCCUUCUGAGUCUGUCCCUGCUGCACUCAACCGAGAGAUAAACAUGGAGACGCAGGUUUCUGGCCUGGAGACUCUCACACAGGAAAUCAAGUCUGAUGUUCAUGCUUUGAAGACUGACUUCAAUGAAGGCACAACUAGAACUCAGUCAACUCUCAACAUGAUUCUGUAACUUCUUCAGCCUCAAGCUUCUGCUGCACAAGCAAGUCAGUCUCAGCAUCACUCUCCCUCUCAUUCUGCAGCUCCACCUCAAGGUCAAGCUCAACCUGACGGUCACAGUCAAGCUCUAACUCCACCUCACGAUCAGCCUCAAGCUCCAGGUGAUGCACAACCUCAACAUCUCAUCACCACGAACAAUUCUGCUUUUGAUAGGUGGUGUAAUGAACUUGGAUUGUAGGUUUAGAUGUGGCUGUUUAUGUAUUAUGGUUUCAUGUUUUGAACCUUUCGAAUGUUUGAAUGUUUAUCUUUUGAAUGUUUUGUGGAUCUUUGAACUUUUAGGAAGCUAAUGUAAUAUAAAUUCUCUUUCUGUUCUAACUUCUUUUUUAAUUGUUCAGAAUCAAAACCAAAACCCAGGAAAAUCGGACCAAAAGGAAACAAAUAAAAUGAAAAAUUUGUUCCCAUUUCGUUGCAAUAUGUGACGAAAUUAUCGUAGCAAAUUCGUGGUAAGUUGCCACGAAAAGGACGUAGCAACAUCGUAGCAAAUUUGCCACGAAACGGUCGUCUCAAAACGUAGCAA